AUGUCAAACGCCCAAAAGAAGGCCGGAGAGCCAUCAUAUGAAGACUAUGUGGAAAGAAUACAUUAUUCGGAAAAGUACUCCGAUGACAAGUGGGAAUACCGUCACGUCAUCCUGCCGAAACCUCUACUAAAAUUGAUCCCUCGGGACUAUUUCGACCCAGAUGAGCCUGGAGUGCUACGGAUCCUAAAAGAUGCAGAAUGGCGAAAGAUUGGAAUCACGCAAAGUUUGGGAUGGGAACAUUAUGAAGUUCAUGCACCAGAGCCGCAUAUCCUUCUUUUCAGAAGAGAGAAAGAUUAUCAAGAAAAAUAUCUAAAUAAUAUGAAUCAACGUAAAUAAUGUAGAUUUUUUUUUUUUGGAAAUCGAUCGGUCGGAGUUCCGCUUUCCUCCUUUGAAGAAUUCACCUACCUUCCUAUUACGUACAUCAAUCGCAACUGUCAAUCACAGCCGCAGAGCAAUUUCAACGCUUUAUCUUUUCUUU
This is a messenger RNA of Meira miltonrushii, 478 nucleotides long. Its product is annotated as putative CKS1-cyclin-dependent kinases regulatory subunit. The coding region runs from base 1 to 336 and encodes 111 amino acids. Gene Ontology annotation, molecular function: protein kinase binding; ubiquitin binding; cyclin-dependent protein serine/threonine kinase activator activity. The record is from RefSeq and is a predicted model, not a curated record. Gene Ontology annotation, cellular component: SCF ubiquitin ligase complex; cyclin-dependent protein kinase holoenzyme complex. The transcript has 3 exons. NCBI's taxonomy places the organism in Eukaryota, Fungi, Basidiomycota, Exobasidiomycetes, Exobasidiales, Brachybasidiaceae. Gene Ontology annotation, biological process: regulation of mitotic cell cycle.